ACGGAGUCCUGUUUGCAUAGACUGCUCAAACUAAUCCUAAAAUACAGAUACUAAUACUGACAGACAGGAUUGGCACCUAACGUGUUAAUUCCUUACGUACUUCUUUGUCUUGGCUUGAUGACGACAUUCCAGAAACAGCCGCACUCCUGGUGUGCACGAGCUCGUGUUAGCUGAGCACAGAUAUUUUAGAACAAUGCCAAAGUCUACAGCCUUAACCAUCAGCGUUGCAACAUUAGUAGGUACGACAGUGGGAUGUCUUGUUCUCUGGAAAUGCAUUAAACGUCGGAGAAAACAACUUUGUGCCCAGAGCAAAACAAAUGCUUCAAUAGGCACUGGCAGCCCAGGAUUAGAAUAUGAAAAUUCUGGAAUCUCUCAAGUGGAGAACAUAUUUACUGCUGAAACCAAAGUAAUCUCUGGAAUUGAGGAAUGGGAGAUUGUGUGGCCUUUGCUAAAGAAAGAGCUUUCUGAAUAUCCUGUACUUGGCAUGGACUGUGAAUGGGUGUCUGUAGAUGGAAGAGCAAAUCCUGUCUCCUUAUUACAGAUGGCUUCCCCUAGUGGCUUUUGUGUCCUAGUACGCUUAUCUCGAUUAAUCUGUUCUGGCGCAACCUUUCCCAAAACACUCUUGAACCUCCUGUCAGACAGCAGUAUUUUGAAGGUUGGAGUGGGGUGCGGUGAAGAUGCCUCAAAGCUGCUGAGGGACUAUAACCUUUCUGUGAAAGGCAUAGUAGAUAUACGGUACUUGGCCAUGAGGUAUAGAAAAGGCUUAUUCCAGAAUGGUCUAAGCCUAAAGAGUCUCUCUGAAACAGUUUUGUCUUACCCUUUGGAUAAAUCUUUUCAGCUUCGUUGCAGUAACUGGGAGGCAGAAGAAUUUUCUCAUGACCAGAUAUUGUAUGCUGCUCGUGACGCACAGGUAUCAAUUGCCCUAUUUUUACACUUUGUUGGCUUCUUCUCUUCACCGCACCUAACAUUGGAAGCCUUGCUUGCAAAGUGUCAAGGACUGGUAGAUGUUCCCUUUAAGAGCAAGGGAUGUGGCAUUUUGAAUGAGGAAGUGAACGGCGGACCAAAACAGAGAAAAGAAAGGACUGGGGAGCUGUCUUCUCAAAAUUCUCAAAGCAAAGACCCUCGCAAAAACAAGAGGAAACCACUGGGUGUAGGUUACUCUGCAAGGAAGUCACCACUUUAUGAUAACUGCUUUCUGCAUGCUCCUGAUGGGCAGCCCUUGUGUACAUGCGAUCGGAAGAAAGCUCAGUGGUAUCUGGACAAGGGUAUUGGGGACUUGGUAAGCAAUGACCCUUUCAUUGUUCAGCUGCUGUUUGAGCCAUCUGGCCGGCCUGAGUCCAGUGCAGAUUAUUAUCUUACAGUAAAAGAGAAUGUUUGCGUAGUGUGUGGCAAAAGAGAAUCAUACAUUCGUAAGAACAUCGUACCCCAUGAAUAUCGACGUCACUUUCCCAUCCAGAUGAAAGAUCACAAUUCUCAUGAUGUGCUAUUACUUUGUACAGCUUGUCAUGCAGUGUCUAAUUAUUAUGAUGCCAACCUGAAGCAGCAGUUGGCUGAAGAAUUCAAUGCCCCUAUUGGCUGUGAAGAAGGACUGCGUCUGCUGGAAGAUCCAAUGCGACGUCAAGUACGCUCUGGAGCAAGAGCUCUUUUAAAUGCGACCAAUCUACCAGAACAGCGUAGAGCUGAGUUAUUGCAGGACAUCAAAGAUUUUUACAGUACUGAGAAUGUCACACCUGAGACACUGCAGGAGGCAGCAAAUUUGGAGUCCAGGGUUCUGAAUGAAACCUACAUCCCUCAUGGACUGAAAAUUGUACAGAGCUUUGCUAAAGGUGGGCUGUUGUCCCUGAUGGAACUUGAGAGGCGUUGGCGCCAGCAUUUCCUGGACACCAUGCAACCUAAACAUCUCCCACAGCGGUGGUCAGUGGAUCAUAACCGUAGCAAACUUCUCAGGAAAUAUGGUGAAAACAUGCCAGUACAGUUGUGUUAGGAUCUUCAUGAACUUUCACAUUUACCAGCAAUGAACUGACUAGAGAUUUAAUGAUGGAGGACCAUGUAACUUGAUUUGUGCCAAGAUUGUGUUCUAACUAAGAAUUUACAUUUUAACUUUCUAUCCUUUAAUAUGCUGAUCUUAUAACCCUAUUUAUUGGGAUCUUUAACAUGGGAAAAGAUUUCAAAUUUUGUUUUGACUAUUAAUUUAUGGAUUGGUGCUGUAUUUUUCUUUUACUUUUCUUUAAAUGGAUCCUCCUCAAAUGGUUGGACUUCUUUUCCCCCACAUCAUAACAUUGUAGCUUUGUAAUGCCAUAUCUCUCUCAUGUUAUUUUGUAGAUGUAUUAAAUCAUAAUCCGAGGGUAUAGCGAUACAAAAAAUAUCUUUUAGAAUGUGGUAUAUGGUUUCAUGCUCUUCAUAUUUUUCUUAUUUAUUUUUUAUCAGGUUCUCCCAUUUAGAUGCAUUAAUUUAUAUAUUUAAUAUUUUUGUGGAGAAAUUUCUGAUUUUGACUCUUAAAGAGCUGUUCCUAGUGAACCUUCUACAUAAAAAUAAUAAAAAUCUUCAACCUUAAAUUAAA
Molecule: messenger RNA, 2560 nt
Organism: Bombina bombina (fire-bellied toad)
Lineage: Eukaryota; Metazoa; Chordata; Amphibia; Anura; Bombinatoridae
Gene: EXD2
Product: exonuclease 3'-5' domain containing 2
Exons: 9
Coding region: 194-1984 (596 amino acids)
Biological process (GO): nucleobase-containing compound metabolic process
Cellular component (GO): nucleus; cytoplasm
Molecular function (GO): nucleic acid binding; 3'-5' exonuclease activity
Source: RefSeq, a predicted model, not a curated record